Messenger RNA from Astrephomene gubernaculifera, 1409 nucleotides. The record is from the annotation of a GenBank genome assembly. NCBI's taxonomy places the organism in Eukaryota, Viridiplantae, Chlorophyta, Chlorophyceae, Chlamydomonadales, Astrephomenaceae.
GAAGAGUUGAAACAAACAUGCCUUGUUUUCUUUCCUUGCUACACGUCCUGGGUACCGGUAGGAUACCGCUGUGGACGAGUCGCGCUGGCGGUGUCAUUGUUCGCGACCCCUUACCUGCCUUUCCUGCUGCUUGUCAGAAUGCGCUGCCAACAUCUCUUCUCUUCUUCUCUGCUGCAUGCGCUGCCAAUACACCCCUCACUUCCUCGCCUACAGGUGAUCUACGAGCGCAUUCACGCGGAGUUGGUUGCGGCGGUUGUACGACAUCGGUUGGAGCCGGGCGGUUGUGCCGUACUGCAGUGCGCUGUACGGGAGGUCAAGGUUUUCGAGUACUUCACUCGAGAGUGCCGCCGCAGGGGUCUGCGCUACCGCCACCGCCGAGUGCAGCCGGAGGAGGUCUUUGCACCGGGGACAGCAGCAGCAGCAGGGGCUGGAGGUAGCGGCGGCGGCAGCAAUUGCUGUCCGUUUGAGGGCAUUCUGGGUCGUUCUGACGAGUACGAGGGCGGUAUCCUGCUGAUGGCGCUUGAUCGGGUGGACAGUCCCUGCCAGCACUGGUAUCGGGAUGACUGGGAGGAGGUGGAGUAGGGGGAGGAGGAAGGGGGAGAUGAGGGGACAGGAGGGGAGAGGGGGGCAGGAGGGGUAAUGAGGGAGAGUGCGGGUCUGUGGGGUUUUGCUAGUACUGGUAGCGUUGUGUGAGUGCGAAGGUGUGAAGCUCGGGACACCCUUGCGAUGCGAAUGCUUAUUAGAGAAAUGAGACGACUUGUUGGAAAUGGACUGAGUCACUGGAGGUGUGAGUCUAGGGUGCGGAUUGGACGGGGCAGUGACACUAGCCAAGCACUGCUGCUGGGAAUGCUUUUGAUAUUCGCUUUCGGUUAGGCAAAUGGCAUGUGCUGCUGUUCAGGCAGGUGCCGGAUCUUGUGUAUGGCUGACAGCAAGCCAUAGCUGCAUCUUGUCUCUUAUGACAACUAGCAGCCAUGUGCCGUGCAAGGGUCGCAACGCUUGGCGCCUGUGUGGGCGCAGGUUUGGGCGUGCGCGCGUGGCGUAGCAAGGGCGUGCGCACAGCGCAGGGCGGUGGCGGCCUUGCACGUUGUAGACGACAAUACGUGAUCUCCACGGAGGUGAUUCUUCGUUUUUCCCCCUGUUAAAUUGCGACAUGUGCAUUGAUGUGCGUGACGAUAAAUAUUGUGUUGCAAGCUAUGCCGUGUGGCCGGGUUGGGAAGGGAGGACGUUCAAAGCCGCGGCUCCUAGCUCGUGGUUGCGAGGAGGAGGUUCAUGUUAGGACGGUGACCCUAAGCACAUUGGGAGGCUUUUCCUUGUCGUAUCCUUUGAGCCUGGGCAGGCUCUUGUCCCACGCUUAAUGCAAAUUUACCCAACAGGUGUAUCUGGUCUACAUGGAAUUCGGUAUUAACAGG